GCCCCCUACACACACAAGGAGCUGCUGAGUGUAUAGAGAGGGAUCAGAGCGAUCUUCUGCUGGGAUCUAUAGCCGGACUUCAUACACAGACAAUCAUGGAAUAUACAAGGAGGUCAGUCCUCUGCUGGCUGGGACUUGUGAUCGUGCUCUGUGCCGUGCAAUGUACACCGCACAGGAGAGGUAAUAACAGUGUCGAUCCAAGAACCUUUUACAUUUCUGAACAUUCUGUUGAUGAAUUUGAAGAAUUUCCAGACGAUGCAAUAGAUAACAUUGACGAUUUUCCAGAUGAGGCCAUAGAUGGAUCUGGAGAAGAAUCAGGAAUGGAGCCCACACAGCCUCGCACCCGGAGUAUCUUAAAGGAAGUAACAAACAUUACAAAGCAGGUUCAUCUGUAUCUGACUAGCCCACUGUUGACCAGAUUUGUACCGUCGGUGUACACCUUGGUAUUCAUUGUGGCGCUUCCUCUCAAUGUCAUGGCUGUCAUCAUAUUCUUAUUUAAAAUGAAGGUCCGAAAGCCAGCCAUUGUCUAUAUGCUGAACCUGGCCAUGGCUGACGUCCUCUUCGUCAUUGUUCUUCCCUUCAACAUUGCUUACCGAUUUGCUGGAAAUGAUUGGCACUUUGGACCCGCCAUGUGUCAGUUUGUCACUGCAGCAUUUUAUUUUAACAUGUACUGCUCCAUCCUACUCAUGACAAGUAUCAGUGUGGAUCGGUUCCUAGCGGUUGUUUAUCCAAUGCAUUCUCUUUCCUGGCGCACGAUGGGUAGAGCCUGGCUAGUCUGUAUCUUCAUCUGGAUUGUAUCUAUUGCCAGCAGUGCACCUCUUUUACUAAGUGAGCAGACCAAACAUGUUGCCUUAUUGGGCAUCACCACCUGCCAUGAUGUACAAGACCUGAAGGACCUCAAGGGAUUUUACCUUUACUAUUUUACCACUUUCAUCGUAGUCUUCUUUGUGUUACCAUUAAUCAUUACAACCAUCUGUUAUAUUGGCAUCAUUCGCAGCUUGAGCAGUAAAAGCAUUGAGAACUCGUGCAAGAAGACCCGAGCCUUAGUCUUGGCCAUUGUGGUGCUCUGUGCUUUCAUCAUGUGCUUUGGGCCCAGCAAUCUCAUCUUCCUAAUCCAUUAUUUGUACUUCAGUCAUGGAGCCAACCAGUCUCUGUAUUUUGCCUACAUCCUCUGUUCCUGCAUUAGCAGUAUCAACUGCUGUCUGGACCCGAUGAUUUAUUACUAUGGCUCCACCCAAUGUCAAAAGUACUUGUAUAGUUUGGUGUGCUGCAAGAAGUUAUCUGAGCCUGUAACCAGCAGUGGUCACUUAAUGAGCACAGCAAGCAAAAAUGAGACGGGCGUCAGCAGUGCAAAAAAUAGCGUCUACCGAAAACUUCUGACAUAAAUCUUUACUUACACGGUUUUGCUGAACAGCUAUAGACUUGCACUUUCCUUUAUGCACAGUAUAACUUGUUUCGAGUGACUGUGUUGCUUGGGCUGGUCCUUACAGAUCAGAUGUUUUCAGUUCACAUGAUCAACACACCUGUGUAGAUAAGUUUAUUACAAAAGAUCAGGAUACAAAAAAUGUAUUUAAUGUAAAAUGUAUUUAAAAACCACCCAGUUGGAGUUUGUUAGGAAAGUGCUUUCAGUGUAUAUCAGCCUUUCUCAACCAGGGUUCCAUGGCACCUUAGGGUUCCUAAAGAGAUUGCUACGGGUUCCUUGAGCAAUGAUCAGUUUUUACCUCUCAUGCCCCGUACACACGUUUGGAAAUUCCGCCAGCAAAAGUCC
Rana temporaria (common frog) is the source of this 1768-nucleotide messenger RNA. Its product is annotated as proteinase-activated receptor 1-like. NCBI's taxonomy places the organism in Eukaryota, Metazoa, Chordata, Amphibia, Anura, Ranidae. Bases 96 to 1385 code for a protein of 429 amino acids. The record is from RefSeq and is a predicted model, not a curated record. Gene Ontology annotation, cellular component: membrane. Gene Ontology annotation, molecular function: thrombin-activated receptor activity. The transcript is spliced from 2 exons. Gene Ontology annotation, biological process: thrombin-activated receptor signaling pathway; positive regulation of blood coagulation; positive regulation of Rho protein signal transduction.